Molecule: messenger RNA, 1668 nt
Organism: Prunus persica (peach)
Lineage: Eukaryota; Viridiplantae; Streptophyta; Magnoliopsida; Rosales; Rosaceae
Exons: 3
Coding region: 1-1668 (555 amino acids)
Source: RefSeq, a predicted model, not a curated record
AUGUCAGAUACACUUGCUGAGAUAGGCCAAAGACUUGAACGGUUGAAGAGCAACACUUUUGUGAAGUCUAUAUCAGCUAGUGCCCAGACUAGCAGUGUAGAAGAGGACAAUAGUUCUUCUGGCCCAACGAGUGUAGAUUCUUUCGAUAACUCUAAUUCUGACAAAGAAGAAGAGAUGGCUGACAAUAACGAUGAAAAUCGAGCUUUGGAAGAUUAUGCUCAACCGGUGGCUAGUUUGGAAAAGAAGCUCGAUUCUAUGCUCAAUAUGGUGCCUAAGAUAGCUGAGGUGUGUGUCAUUUGCAACAUACCAGGUCAUUCUACUUAUCAAUGCACGGCUAGUGAGGCUUAUCCUGAAUUCGUUCAAGAGCAAGUGAAUCUCAUGAAUUCUUACAAUCAGAGGCCGAGGAAUGACCCGUUCUCUAAUACAUAUAACCCUGGUUGGAGAGAUCAUCCCAAUCUCUCAUGGAAGAAUAACAAUCAAUUUCAAAAUUUCCAACCAAAGGCUGCCACUACGCUUGAAGAUACGGUCAAAAUGCUAGCUCAAAACACCGUUCAGUUCCAGCAAACUACCAAUAGUCCCACUCAAGAAGAGAAUGAGAAACCGAAUGACGAUCCAAGCAAUGCCACUUCUUCGUUUGAAGCUCCAAAUUUUCACAAGGCUGAAAAACCUUACUCUCCACCCAUUCCAUUUCCUGGAAGACUUGCCAAAAGCAAGCAGGAUAAGUCAUUUAAAGAAAUUUUUGAUAUAUUAAGUAAAGUGAAUGUUAAUUUACCUUUGCUUGAUGUCAUUAGGAAUAUGCCAGCGUAUGGGAAAUUUUUCAAGGAGCUAAGCACUUAUAAGAGGAAGUAUGGACCUAAUGAGAAGGUGUUGGUGUCUGAAAAUGUGAGUGCUGUGCUUCAAAGAAAGCUCCCACCAAAACUCAAGGAUCCGGGCAGUUUUUCUAUCAAUAUCACCAUUGGAGACAAGCUAGUUGAAAAGCCUAUGCUUGACUUGGGGGCUAGCAUCAAUUUAAUGCCCUAUUCAGUGUAUCUUCAAUUAGGUUUGGGGGGUUUGAAGGCAACAACUAUUUCAUUGCAACUUGCUGAUCGAUCAGUUAAAUAUCCAAGAGGUAUAGUGGAAGAUAUCUUAGUUCAAGUUGACAAACUAAUUUUGCCUGCUGAUUUUGUAGUGUUGGACAUGGAAGAGGCUCCUCUACAUGAUCGUGAGUUACCUAUUUUGCUUGGGAGACCCUUUAUGGCCACGACAAAGACGAUCAUAGAUGUGCAAAAUGGUCUCCUCACCAUGACUGUGCUAGGAGAAACUGUACAAUUCAAAGUGUUUGAAUCUCUUUCUCACCCUUCUAGUUCAAUUGAUUGUUGUUCGAUUGAUGUGCUUGAUUCACUUGUUUUCUCUAAGUUUUUGCUGCCACAAUCCAAUGAUCCAUUACAAUAUGUUUUGAGUCAAUCUCAAAAUGACUUUGAUGAAGAAGUGCUCAUGGAGAUGGUGGCUGCCUUGGAAGCAUUACAACCAUAUCCCUCCACUUUUUCGCCUCUUAUAGAGCCAUUAGAACCAUCUGCCACACAUCUGAUCCCUUCUAUUGUUAAACCUCCAAAACUUGAGCUUAAACCACUUCCAUCACAUCUAAAAUAUGCUUACCUAGCUGAGUUUGAAAUCUCCCAGUUAUCAUAG